Messenger RNA from Schistosoma mattheei, 2492 nucleotides. NCBI's taxonomy places the organism in Eukaryota, Metazoa, Platyhelminthes, Trematoda, Strigeidida, Schistosomatidae. The record is from the annotation of a GenBank genome assembly.
GAAAAAAUGAUGACGCUUAUUGUUGUUUUUCCUGUUUAAUUAAUUGUAUUUGUAUAGACUUUGGCUUUUGGUUUGUUCCGUAUGAAUAGAUUAUAUUGAACGAACCCUUGUGUAUAACAUUAGUUUAAAUGUACUAAACACUAGAUAACUAAAAUAUUUUAUCAUUAAUUUUCAUUGCCUUUACAAACCAGUCUAAAUGUUAUAACGGAUCCCAUAUUUACUCGUACUUGUCAUUUAUCAAAAAUUCCAAAGUAGCAAAAUGGAUUGGUUUUGUGGUGUGUAGGUUUUAAAGGCACUUAGGUCACUGGAAAAACUAAGAUGUUACUAUAAUCACAUUCAGUUGACUACUUUGCCCACGUAAUCUAUUUCUUAAAAUGGUCAUCCAGUACUUUGUUGGAUUGUAUGAAUAGAGUAGUGAACGAUAUUCAUUCAGACUUCACAGCUGACGUAACUACUUGCAACCACCGUAUCUACAUUUUUGUACAUACAGGACUUCUCAAGUUGUGUAUGGUGUUUAGUGACUGGAGGUAAUCUACAGGAAUUACUGAACCCCGGAGUAAUGCUGUCUGACGCUUAAACGAGGGACAUCUUCCGUCUUGGAGUAACUUCAUGUGACAAUCUAGAACACUGAGUUAGUCAUAAAGAGAACAUCAGUCUCCCUAAGACUGAAGAUACGUCUUACUUAAGAGCGUUAACUGUCUUAGAACUUAAACACAGUGCUUCUUUCAAGUUGCCUCUAAUAUCAAAGUGAAAUGCACUGUGAAAUCGAUUAAUUUUGACAAUUAUUAACAUUGGAACCUGGCCGUCAAAAUUCAUCAAACAUUCAGUACUAGAUAACAUGACAUUGAUUACUGCUAAGUAACUAAUCAGUCUACGCUGCGUAAACAUGUUCGGUCUUUAAUUAGUGCAAUUUGAUUGUUACAAUUACUCCAUAGAAACCUUAAACUAGUCUGAAGUUUAUUCUUCCAACUAAAACUUGUAUGGUGAAGCAGUGGCUCAGUUGUAAUAGUGUUUAACUUUCAGUCACCCAUGGGUUCAAAUCCUCCUACACUUCGGUCUAGGAAGUCGAAUCAUAUCGCUAGCCGUCUCCAAAUGUGAUUCAAAUUCAUUGACAAAAAUUUGUACUCGGAUUAUGAGCUAAUACUAAUGAUAUAUAAUUGACCUUUAUUUAUUUUAUGAUUAUUUGUUUGAAUGGAUUAAAGCUUGAUUUGUGCACGUUAUGCAAUGAAAUUAAUAUUAUUGUAGCCUGAUUUCUACGCAGUAGUUGUCCGUUUGUACAUUUUCAGUCCACUAGCAUACAUAUUGAAAUUUGCGUGUUCUUUAUAUGUUUUGAUCAUAGUAAGAAAGCAAUCUCAUCAAAGCAUACAAAUGCAGGCCUAUACAGAAUUUCCAUUUUCGACAGAUUAAUUAAAGUACAUAAAGCGCAUUUUCCAAACUGAUGCUUCCAAUCAAAAAGCAAACCUAUAAAUAGUACCCUAGUUUCACUUCUAAUCUGAAACUACUGGUAAUAGUAGUAACAUAUGAUACUUCAUAGUUUACAUCACUGACUGACUUUAGACAACUAUUCUAAACUAGGCAACACUGGACAGCUGUUUCGUUCUCAUGAAAAUCCUCAGACAGUUCUUAAUGCAGACUUUAAAACUUAAAAAUCAAAAAAUCCCCCACACUGAUUAUAUAUAUAAUAUCAAGUCCUACCUUCUUUCAGCAUGUAACACUAUUUCAAUUCAUUCAUUAUAUCCCUUCUUUAUUUCCAUAUAUAUACGGUGUGUGCAUGCGUGCGUGCUCGGAUUUGAUAACUAUCAGUUCUAUAAAUGGAUAUCCGACCAAAUCACACGUUGUAUGUGAAUAAUCUAAAUGACAAAGUAAAGAAAAACGAUUUGAAAAAAGCACUAUAUUAUAUAUUUGGUCAACAUGGUCGACUAAUUGAUAUUAUAGCUAUGAAAACAAUGAAAAUGCGUGGACAAGCAUUUAUUAUCUAUCAAGAUAUUGCUUGUGCAACGCAAGCUUAUCGUUCAUUACAGGGAUUUCAGUUAUUUCAACGACCUAUGCGAGUAACGUAUGCUAAAAAAGACUCGCAACAAAUUAUCUGUUUGAAAGGUGUCAGUGCUGAAGUUCAAAAGAGACGUGAAGAAGAACGCGAAAAACGUAGACGAAAGAAAAUGGCACAACGUGCUGCAGCGGUAGCAGCGGCUUUACAAGCAGCUAAUCAAUCAGUAAAUGGUCCAGCGGGUACCGGUGGAGAUAUCAAUGCAUUGUUAGAUCAACCAAAUCAUAUUUUAUUUGUUAGCAAUUUACCAGAAGAAACUACUGAUGCUAUGCUUACUAUGUUAUUUAGUCAAUUCUCGGGAUUUAAAGAGGCUAGACGCGCUGCUGGUGGAGUUGGCUUUGUCGAAUAUGAUACUGAAUCACAAGCUGCUGCUGCGCGAUCUGCUUAUGAAGGAUUUAAACUGACACCGACUCAUGCUAUGCAAAUUACAUUUGCUAAGAAAUAA